UUUGGCACAAAUAUGGCUGGAUUAUCAUGUCAUCAUCCAUUGAUCCAUUGGAUGAUCUUCAUUUUAAUUUAUUCACAAUCAUGAUCCAAUUUAAAAUCGCCAAGUUUCAAAUAAAUCGCAUGAACAAUUUUGUGUCUUUCCAAAUAGAAAUCGAAAGUAACAUUGUUUGUGCAACAUUCUAAUAAUAGAAAUGAGUGUAAACUACAUAGCCUGUGUACGAAUUAUCCAUUAAUUCAUCAAAGAUGUGCGUGACAAGGAUGUUAAAUACUUUGCUAAGAAUUCUUUUAUAAAGGUACAUUAAAGAUCAUAAUCUCGUUCAAGUACAAGUCUUACUGAUCCUAGCUAAUAUGCGCCAGAAUUAAGGUGUCAUAUAAAAUAACAUCUUCGAGAUGGAUGUAGAUUUAGUAUAGACUAUAGAACCUGAGAAUUCUUGAAUUACAUUGUUCUCACUCAACAGUAUUGCUAGAAAUGGCCCAAUUUAAUGGAAC
Molecule: messenger RNA, 488 nt
Organism: Rhizophagus irregularis DAOM 181602=DAOM 197198
Lineage: Eukaryota; Fungi; Glomeromycota; Glomeromycetes; Glomerales; Glomeraceae
Source: RefSeq, a predicted model, not a curated record